Molecule: messenger RNA, 1099 nt
Organism: Hermetia illucens (black soldier fly)
Lineage: Eukaryota; Metazoa; Arthropoda; Insecta; Diptera; Stratiomyidae
Product: transmembrane protein 177
Exons: 5
Coding region: 75-1049 (324 amino acids)
Source: RefSeq, a predicted model, not a curated record
CCAAUUAACAUCAGCUGUUUGAUCUUCAGGUUAUGGUGUAGAACCUGCCUAGCAAAGGAGUAAAUAAACGGAAAAUGCAAAAAGUCAAGAAAGCCGGUCGCUGGAGUGCAUACUUCACCAGCGAAAAAGGACGAAAAUUCACUCUACGAUUAGCUGCAGGCGCAACGAUUGGCCUGUUUGCCGCGAACUUCAUUCCCCAAACUUUGCUUCUGGAGAAGUACCGGGAAACCGUGCAAUGCUAUCGGAUGGGUGUAGAAAGAGAAAUCCCUGAUAAAGUGAAAAAACGAGUAGAAAUGGCAAUGGAGAAGCUACAGCUGAGCAAAUUUGAAAAGUCGCUCAUCAAACCGUUCGUAGUCUACGGAUUCGAUAACUUCCAUGCAGGUUCAACAAAAUACAACUCAGGAGCAAUCAUUGGGGUUCCAGCAAAUUACUCUUAUGGAUUGCCCAGCGAUAUCAAUCCACAGGACGUCCGUUUUCGCAAUCAACUCAUCAAUUGGAAUUCAGAAAGUGGGAAACUUCUGCAAGAAGCACUAGUUCUCAAAGAAGACGAGCAAAUAUUUGGAAUAUGCAAGUCGAUACUCCAAGCGCAAACGCAUAAAAUUCUCCUAGAUUCCAUCUACCCCGCAGCAACAUUUCUGAUAUGCUACUCUUCAGCCAACGGCAUUAAUCAAAAAUUCAAUUUUUAUGCCCGGCCUAUGAGUUUGAGACUCACACUUUACGCUAUAAUUGGUCUAUUUGGACUCGGAGUUUGGUCAUUUUCCAAGGACUUCACGCAAGUAUAUCUUGAUGGAGAAACAGAUAAGGAAUUAUGCAAACUAGGUCCAGAGUUUAUCGAAGCUGGUGUGCGCUAUUAUGACAAAAUCCUUAAAAAAAAUAUGGCGUUACGCACCCUCCUUGAAGACGACACAUACACUGCUAAAGGAAAUGAAAACUAUCUUGUACGACAGAAAUCAAUGCCGCUCACGGUUAGAAAGUCAUAUUUUGAAUUAAGACUAGAAGAAUUAAGGAAACAACUUGACGAAAAGCAAGAUCAGGCAGCGGCUUCUUAGGCAAGUCUAUAGUGUACAUUCUGUUUAGUAAAUAAAUUUGUUCAACUAGA